AUGGCGGGUGGCUUUCGUGGAUCUGUGGGCAGAGUCUCCUUCCCGGAAGAUCAGAAACUGACACAGGGCGUGGGAAUUUUUAUCAUCGGCUGGGUGACAGACCGCAAGGACCCCACGAACCCAGAGAGUGCAGCCUGGUUAUACAUGAUCUUGAUCUCUGUUACCCUGGCCGUGGCCGCUAUUCCAGAAGGAAUUCCUCUUUGUGUCCAGCAGGAGGUGUUGGUCCGAAAGAUUGCGGCCGUGGAGACCCUGGGCUCUGCUUCCGUGAUCUGCAGUGACAAGACGGGGACGCUGACGGAAGGAAAGAUGACCAUGGUGGGCAUGUAUGCUGCGGGCGUCACCUACGAGGUCACCGGCAAGGGCUUCGACCCUGAGGUGGGUCAAGUGCAGCGCUUGGGAUCCACAUCGAACGCUGGCAAAGACAUGGGUGUGAAGAGCAACCUGCUGACGGCUAUUCUGUGCUGCAACACGACCCUCUCAAAAGAGAAGGAUGAGGAAGGUGUCCUCAAGUGGACCCCGAAGGGAAACUCUUCUGAGGCGCCCAUUGUGGUAGCAGCCCGGAAGGUUGGCCUCUCCGAAACCAUUGCCAGCGAAUAUCCUCGAGCGCUGGAAGUACCAUUCUCAUCAUCGCGAAAGAUGAUGCUAACCGUUUCGAAGGUCAAGGGCACAGAGCUUUGCGCGGGUGGCAUGCCGCUUCCUGCAGGAACUCAGUACCUGACUGUUUGCAAGGGCGCUCCCAACUACAUUGUGGAACUCUGCAAAGAGCAGCUGAAGGAAGAUGGAAGCGUGGGAAAGAUGACCGAAGAGGACAAGAAGAAGAUCUACGAGGUUGUGGAUGGCUACUCUGCCAAAGCUCUUCGUGUACUGGCCAUUGCGGCGCGGCCUAUGUCGAGCCUGCCGUAUGACGAGAGCAAUGAGGAUAUCACCACGGACCAGAAGUUCGAAGCCUGCCGCAAAGAUCUGCGGCUUAUCGGGCUGGUGGCCUCCAUCGACCCCGAACGUGACGGCGUUCCGCAGUCGGUUCUCCAAGCACGUGGUGCAGGUAUCCGCGUGGUCAUGAUCACGGGCGACUAUUUGCUUACGGCUAUUGCCAUCGCCAAGAAUGUGAACAUCUUGCAGCCAGAAGAUGACGAGGAAGUUUCCGCAAUGGACUGUGCUCGGCUGCGUCCUGAUGGUGAGUACUUGGACAACUCGGAGAUGGACAAGCUGACUUCCAGCGUCCGCGUGUUCGCCCGUGCCAAGCCGGAGGACAAGCUGGAGAUCGUCAAGAGCAUUCAGCGUCAAGGUCAAGUGGCAGCCAUGACAGGAGAUGGAGUCAACGACGCGCCAGCUCUCAACCAGGCAGACAUUGGCGUGGCCAUGGGCAUCCAAGGUACAGAGGUUGCCAAGGGCGCUUCCGACAUGGUCUUGACAGACGACAACUUCUGCUCCAUUGUGAAAGCAGUCGAGAAGGGCCGUUCCAUCUACUCUGGCAUCCAGAAGUUCGUGGCGUUUAUCAUGUCAGUGCACAUUGCCGAGGUGAUGCAAAUCUUCCUGUGCAUCGUGGUUGGAAUUCCCGUGAUGCGCACACCUCUGCAGAUCCUUUUCCUGAUUCUUGUCACCGACCUGCCUCCUUCGAUUGCUCUCGGUAUGGAGCCAGGCGAGGCCGACAUCUUGGAGCAGCGCCCGCGACCAAAGGAAGAGCCCAUUGUCCUCAACUGGAUGUGGUUGGCCAUGGUCAUGAACGGAGGUGUUUUGACACUUGUCAUCGUGGGCGUCUACCUCGUCUCCCUCAUCAACUACUGCGAGGGUGAGAUUCUUCAGGCAAACAUCGGCCUGCUCGAAGACUUCGAGAUGAAGCUGAGCAAGGCGCAGACCGUGGCUUUCAUCUCCUUGGUGUGGUCCGAGAACAUCCGGGCCUAUAUCUCGCGAUCUUUCACAAACCACAUGUGGAAGGAUAUUUUCGGGAACAAGCACAUGCAGAAGGCCAUUGUCUUGGCGCAGAUCUGCCUCUAUGCGGCAGUGUUGACUCCCUAUCUGUCCGACAAGAUCCUCGGCCUCCGUGGCUUGGAGAUUGGCGCGUUCGGAUGGGCGCUGGCGAUCGCCGGCCCUGUGGGCUGCUUCAUCCUCUCAGAGGGGUGCAAGAUGAUCAGUGCCUACCAACUGAAGCAGUACCAGGAUUUCCUGGCAGCGAAGUUCGAAGCCUCGAAGGUGAAGGAUUCCGGAAGACCGAUGAAGGCCUCCGCGCUGAAGAACAAGAAGACGAUGGACACACCGGAAAAGUCCGCCAAGAAGGGCUGGUGCUGUUGGGCCUGGUUCUGA
Symbiodinium necroappetens is the source of this 2301-nucleotide messenger RNA. Lineage: Eukaryota; Dinophyceae; Suessiales; Symbiodiniaceae. The record is from the annotation of a GenBank genome assembly.